Molecule: messenger RNA, 873 nt
Organism: Cadophora gregata
Lineage: Eukaryota; Fungi; Ascomycota; Leotiomycetes; Helotiales; Ploettnerulaceae
Exons: 4
Coding region: 1-873 (290 amino acids)
Cellular component (GO): cytoplasm; nucleus
Molecular function (GO): heat shock protein binding
Source: RefSeq, a predicted model, not a curated record
AUGUCUGAUGAAGGGCAUUUGCAUCAGACAGAGAGCGCCAUCUUCUAUCAGAAAGAUGACAUAAUCCAUAGCGUUCUUCACGAAGAAGAUCUAUACCAGAUCUUAGGCGCUCCCAGAUCUGCUUCUCCAGCAGAAUUGCGACGAUGCUACCUCGAGCGGUCGAAAAUAUGUCACCCCGACAAACCACCUUUCCACGAAUUGUCAACGAGUGCUUUCCAGCGACUCGGAUUCGCUUUUGACAUUCUCAAAUCUCCGAGCGCCAGACGGACGUACGAUCGAGCAUCGAAGCCCACCUCCUCCCAAUUACCAGACAAAACAACCUUCCUUGGCGGCGAACAUACCUUUCGCAGUGCUGUCGAAGCUAUACUCCAAGAGUUCAUGACCGGCGAUUUCGUCAUUGUCAAGAGAUGGUUAGAAUCACUACACGUCCAAUAUCCGAACCUUGUUAGCGAAGAGGUUGUCAUCAAUGUCGAGAAAAGCUUUAUACGUAUACGAGAGUUAGUCUUGACGACAAGGACGUAUGCACUGUUGAUAUACAUCGAAUUGGGCCGGAUCAAUCGUGUUCAGAAGCGAUUGAUGGGCCUAGGAUACUUUGAUGUUGUUGGACGAGCAAGACUCACUAUUCACUUAGUGAGAGUCACAUUGGCGGUUCCUAUGCGAGUUGACCGGGCAUUGAAGCAACGAGAAGAAAAGGCUUGGAGAGCAAAAGUUGCUGGAUUACAAGCAAGAGGCUUGACCCCAACAGAAACAAUGCGAAGAGCAGGGAUCUUGAAUGACCAGAUCAGCAAAGUCCUUCAAUUCAUUGUCGGCACCGCUGGCAAAGACGAGAGCGCUGAUGAAGCUUGGAGUGCAAGCAUGGGAAAAGUCUCAUGA